Molecule: messenger RNA, 2088 nt
Organism: Coffea eugenioides
Lineage: Eukaryota; Viridiplantae; Streptophyta; Magnoliopsida; Gentianales; Rubiaceae
Product: cytochrome P450 86A8-like
Exons: 2
Coding region: 40-1725 (561 amino acids)
Molecular function (GO): heme binding; iron ion binding; oxidoreductase activity, acting on paired donors, with incorporation or reduction of molecular oxygen
Source: RefSeq, a predicted model, not a curated record
UUUUUCCUUUUUCUUUCACAAAACCCAAAAAAUUUAGGGAUGGAUUUUGCCAUAGCUCUGCUGUUAUUUACUGGCAUCAUUUCGUAUCUGCUCUGGUUUACUUUCAUUUCUAGACCAUUUAAGGGUCCUCGAGUGUGGCUCUUGCUGGGCAGCCUUCCGGGCCUGAUCGAGAAUGCCGACCGCAUGCACGAGUGGAUCGCCGAUAACCUCAGCGCGUGCGGUGGCACGUACCAGACCUCCAUUUGCGCCAUUCCCUUCUUGGCUCGAAAGCAAGGCCUGGUGACGGUCACCUGCGACCCCAAGAAUUUGGAGCAUAUUUUGAAGACCCGCUUCGACAAUUACCCAAAAGGUCCUACUUGGCAAGCUGUUUUUCACGAUCUACUUGGCCAGGGGAUCUUCAACUCCGAUGGUGACACGUGGCUCUUCCAGCGUAAGACGGCCGCACUGGAAUUCACCACCCGGACCCUGCGCCAGGCCAUGGCUCGCUGGGUGAACCGAGCCAUUAAGCUCAGGUUUUGCCCCAUCUUGGAAACGGCCCAGCUCGAAGCCAGCCCGGUUGAUUUGCAAGACCUCUUGCUCCGGCUCACCUUUGACAACAUCUGUGGCUUGGCUUUCGGGAGGGACCCACAAACGUUGGCGCCGGGGCUUCCUGACAACAGCUUCGCAUCGGCUUUCGACCGAGCCACCGAGGCGUCUUUGCAGCGCUUCAUCUUUCCUGAAGUUAUAUGGAAGCUGAAGAAAUGGCUUCGGCUCGGUAUGGAAGUCAGCUUGAGCCGAAGCCUCGUACUCGUGGACGAAUACCUGUCCAGCAUCAUCAAUGCGCGGAAGCUCGAGCUGAUGAGUCAGCCGAAGGAUGGGUCCCACCACGAUGAUGACCUGUUAUCCAGGUUCAUGAAGAAGAAAGAAUCCUACUCGGACAAGUACCUGCAAGAAGUGGCACUCAGCUUCAUCCUAGCUGGACGUGACACGUCAUCGGUAGCGAUGAGCUGGUUCUUCUGGUCAUUGAUCCAAAAUCCCACAAUCGAGGAAAAAAUCCUCUGCGAAUUAUGCCGUGUUUUGAUCGAGACACGUGGAGAUGACGUGUCGACCUGGAUCGACGAACCCUUGGCUGUCGAGGAGCUUGAUCGAUUGGUGUACAUGAAAGCUGCACUGUCGGAAACUCUCCGGUUAUACCCAUCCGUGCCGGAGGAUUCAAAGCACGUCGUGGCGGAUGACGUGUUGCCAGAUGGCACGUUCGUGCCAGCUGGAUCAUCCGUAACAUAUUCCAUUUAUUCGGCAGGGAGAAUGAAGUCUACGUGGGGCGAGGAUUGCCUGGAGUUCAAGCCGGAAAGAUGGCUGUCCCCUGAUGGCAAAAAGUUUGUGACGCAUGAUUCCUUCAGAUUUGUUGCCUUCAAUGCUGGUCCAAGAAUUUGUCUGGGGAAGGACUUGGCAUAUUUGCAAAUGAAGUCGGUGGCGGCAGCUUUGUUGCUCAGGCACAGGAUAACCCUGGCUCCUGGCCACAAGGUGGAGCAAAAGAUGUCGUUGACACUGUUCAUGAAGUAUGGGCUUCAAGUCAAUUUGCAUCCCCGGGACCUGACAGCAAUUGUAGAAAGUGUCAAGAAACAGAAGCCGAUCGGUGAUCAGUUGUCUCAGGAUGCAGGGGUGGGGUCUUCGAGUGUCCAGUGUAAUGGAAAAUGUGAUGCUUGCUGCCUCAACCGGGGAACCAAGGCGAUUGCAGGUUGUUGACAGCCGCCACUGGUUUGGAACGGGAGGUGGCGGGCCAGAUGAGAGGACAGGAAGUGUGGAGGUUGCGGCUUGUUGGGGUUUAGGAAUGGUUCAUGAAGGUCCUCACGGGUUUGGCUUUCUUGCCAAAGGUACAUUUCAUUGAUUGCAGAAGCGAAAAAGAACGGUCAAUUUGAAAGAGAGAAAUUUUUGGUGGUAAAAAAAAAAAAGGGGUUUUUUUGGGCUUUUCAUGGAACAAGGAGCCAGAUACUCUUGUAAUUUCCCCACUUUUUGGUGUUGUUCUUUGCUGAUGAUUCUACAAUUCUUUGUAUUUGUUAGAUAAUUUUUGUUUGAAUUCAUCUUGAAUAAUAAUUCUUUAUAGAUCAA